CACAGAACAGUAAAACUCAUCGCACAGUGAAAAUCAGAGUGUAUAGUUGGGAGGGAGAAAGAGUGAGAGAGAGAUAGGUCUUGUGUGACCAGGAAAGAGGAACGAUAAUAAUUUGUACCUGUAAACUGUAAACUAAAUGAAAGAACAACAAACUUACUUUGAAGAAGUUCAUAAAUAAGAAGUGAAAAGAAGGCUGUAGGGUGUAACGACAAGAAAAAACGAACUUGAGAAUACCAUUGAACCGUAGGCUACUCAACCUAGCUAAAUGGAAAAGAUGGAAAAACCCCCUCGGCCCGAUCUGAUUGACUUCCAUGAUGUUUCUAUGAUCCACUACUUCACUGAUAACUGGGAGAACAUCCAAAGCUUCCAGGCCAGGCCAGAUGAUAUCCUUAUUGUCACAUACCCAAAAGCAGGAACCACCUGGGUCUCUUAUAUCUUAGACCUCCUUUACUUUUCCCAAACUGCUCCUGAACGUCAGACAUCCAUCCCCAUCUAUGAGCGAGUUCCCUUCUUGGAGAUGUCCAUGCCCCUCAUGCCCCCAGGAACGGAGUUGGCAAAUAACUUGAGCACCUCUCCUCGGCUCAUUAAGACUCACUUACCUAUUCAGUUUGUGCCCAAGUCCUUCUGGGAACAGAACUCCAGGAUAGUGUAUGUUGCCCGUAACGCCAAGGACAAUGCAGUCUCCUUUUUCCACUUUGACCGUAUGAACAUGGCCCAGCCAGAGCCUGGAGACUGGAACAGCUUCCUGCAGAGAUUCAUGGAGGGAAAGAUGGUGUUUGGUUCCUGGUAUGACCAUGUGACCGGCUGGUGGGAGAAGAAACAGAGUCACUCCAAGCUGCUCUACGUGUUCUUUGAGGAUAUGGUGGAGGACACUGGCCGAGAGCUGGACCGUCUGUGCUCCUUCUUGGGGAUUUCUCCUUCAGCAGAGGAGAAGGAGAAAGUUAUAGGAGGAGUGCAGUUUGACAACAUGAAGAAGAACAACAUGACUAACUACUCAACCAUUCCAGUGAUGGACUUCAAGAUCUCUCCUUUCAUGAGAAAAGGAAAGGUUGGAGAUUGGAAGAACCAUUUCACUGUGGCUCAGAAUGAACAGUUUGAUGAAGACUAUCAGAAGAAAAUGAAGAAUCCCACUUUAAGAUUUAGAACUGAGGUGUAAAGUAUUCAGCAUUUACAAGCAGAAUAUCACUACUUCGUUGCUAAAUAUAUGAAAGUUCUUUGUUUAUAUGAAAGUUUUGUCUGUGUGUCUACUCUAAAGUCACCAGUACUGAAACACUGUCCAUCACAGUCUGAAUGUAACCUUUGGGAUCACUGGACUAUACCUUUGGUAAUUACAAAUAUUAUAAUCCUACCUGGCCAAGCCUUGGUACACCUCACUUUUUAUCUCCCUGUUAACUGGUUUCACUUAAGGUGACCCUGGAUCUCAACAACCAACUGCACCAACUAAUACAACAUUCUUUAUAACCCUAACACAAGGCUACCUUAAGAAAAAAGUCACAUUGAGUAACUACAUUGAUAAGGUGUUGCUCAGGUACCAGUAAAUUUACAGUAAAAAUGUACACAAUUGGUCAAAGUUUCUGCAGUUCAAUUUUAUAUAGACUUCACUAAUAAUAGAGGUGGGUCACAUUUUCUUUAUUUGAACCUGUAAGCGGUAAACAAAAUGAAAGAACAACAAACCUUGAAGAAAUGAAUAAACAGUAAAAAGACGGCUGAAGAGUCUAACGACAAGAGGAAAGGAACUUGAGAAUACCAUUGAAUCGUGUAGGCUACUCAACCUGUCCAACUGGAAAGGUAAACCUGCUGUUCCCCUGGUUUAAAGCACAGUGUGAAUUAUACAAUGAUAAUCAGGGGGGUCAACUUCCUCUCCAGGCCAUGUAUCGACCCACGACCUGUUGUUUUUACCUCUUUUGGGGGUGUCCAAGUCUUAAUUAUGGGGGCUUGGCCCCCCCAGAAUUUGAACCCUGGUUUACAGGACAUUUACAUGUACAUGUGUGUAUAUGUGUCUCAACCUGUUCUUUUUGUUAAGAGGAUACAUGUGUUUAUGUGAGAAAAGGGUUAUGAUUCAGUCUGUAAAAAAAGGACAAAAUAAAGAUUACACUUCUA
Messenger RNA from Hypomesus transpacificus, 2100 nucleotides. Its product is annotated as cytosolic sulfotransferase 3-like. The record is from RefSeq and is a predicted model, not a curated record. Gene Ontology annotation, molecular function: sulfotransferase activity. Gene Ontology annotation, cellular component: cytoplasm. Gene Ontology annotation, biological process: sulfation. Bases 266 to 1156 code for a protein of 296 amino acids. The transcript has 8 exons. Lineage: Eukaryota; Metazoa; Chordata; Actinopteri; Osmeriformes; Osmeridae.